Messenger RNA from Vitis vinifera (wine grape), 1032 nucleotides. RefSeq lists its product as uncharacterized. NCBI's taxonomy places the organism in Eukaryota, Viridiplantae, Streptophyta, Magnoliopsida, Vitales, Vitaceae. The record is from RefSeq and is a predicted model, not a curated record. The transcript has 3 exons. Bases 129 to 869 code for a protein of 246 amino acids.
UUCCACUUCAAGAUCACUAGUCAUCUAUCUUAAUUUCAUCUCCUUUCUCUCUCUCUCUAUUUUAGUUUUCUGUGUAGAAGCUCAGUUUUAGGUACUUAAAAGUUAGUGGACUACUUUUUUUGGUGGAAAUGGCUUUCAACUCAUCAACCCCUGAGAUGAACUUGAAGCUUCUAAUCAACACACAGGACAAUAAAGUUGUCUUCGCUGAAGCUGAAAAAGAUUUCAUAGAUUUCCUGUUCAACCUCCUAACUUUGCCUAUUGGCACCAUUGUGGGUUUCCUCCCAAAAGAAAUUUGUCUAGGAGGCCUGCAUAAGAGUGUGAAAAAACUGGAGGGAGCUUACUUGCAGCCUAACCAGAGCUCGGACUCGCCCUUGAAGUUGAACACACCAACAUAUGCUAUUCUUCCUUUCUUUAAUCCUUCUUCAUCAAGGAGUAAUGAUCCUUUCUUUCAUUGCUCUUCAUCAAGGAGUUAUGGUCAUGUGCAGGGCUUGGUUACCUACAUGGUGACUGAUGACUUGUCGAUUACACCCAUGUCCCUGACAGCAACCAUGGCUUUGUUUAAGAAGUGCAACAUAGAGGAAGUUAAUGUUCUUGAGGAGAAGGUGGUUAAAAUUGGUUUUGAUGAGGCUUUGCAGUUGUUGAAGUGUUCUCUGCAGUCCAACGCAGCUCUCACUGAAGUCUUCCUUGAGAAAGAAGAAACACAACAGUCCAAAGCAGCUCCCGCAGUUGCCGAAGUUGCCGCAGGUACCAAAGUUGCCGAAUAUGCCGGAGUUUGCUCUGACGCAUGUCUCGCACCUACGGCAGCCACCAUUAGGAGUCGCAGCUCCGCACCUCCGGCAGUUACCAUUAAGAGUCGCAGCUCCCGCUGAGGUAUUACAAAUACAAAAGGACUAUGAAUAUGAUUGUUUGAGCAGGAGACCGACGUAGUAUUAAACUCCGUUUUCGAAUUUGCAAAAAUAAAAAAAUUCUAAGUCUCUAAAUAAUGUUUAUUUUUACUUGCCUUUAUAUAAUGUAAACUCUAUUUGUCCCCAA